Molecule: messenger RNA, 3315 nt
Organism: Nematolebias whitei (Rio pearlfish)
Lineage: Eukaryota; Metazoa; Chordata; Actinopteri; Cyprinodontiformes; Rivulidae
Product: NLR family CARD domain-containing protein 3-like
Exons: 9
Coding region: 1-3315 (1104 amino acids)
Molecular function (GO): protein binding
Source: RefSeq, a predicted model, not a curated record
AUGCAUAAUUCUUCCAGCAAGUUUUGGGUUUGCUCCAGGGUCUCCCUCCAAUGGGACGUGCCCAGAAAACUUCCAGAGGGAGCAGAUGUUGGAACCACCUCAGAGACUCCUUUCAGUGUGGAGGAGCUACAACUCUGCUCCAUCCACCCAGACGACGAGCUGCUCAUCCUGUCUGAACCCAACCGCCUUAAAAGGGACGUUAAUUCAUCCAUGAUCUAUUCUUGCCAUGUUCCACAUCUGAUCAUGGGGUCAGUUUCCUCACUCCAAGCUACAGUUCAUCACUUCCAGCCCACCUUCACGGCUCAGAGUGGCGGCAGCGUGGUCGCUCCUUCCAUCAUCGGCUCUUCCGUUGGCAGCAUCAACAUCAGCAUAUCAACAAUCCAAGGUUUAAACGAUCAGUUGAAAGAAUCGCUGCAUCAGAAUGGAACAAGCAGUUGCUGCAUUCAACAGUCCCAAAAUAAAACUGCACAGUGUCAACAGAAACUGAAAGCCACUCUGAAGAGAAAGUGCAGUCACUUGCAUGACGGGAUAACGACUGAAGCAAAUAAGAUAUCGCUGGAUGAAAUCUACACGGAGCUAUACAUCACAGAGGGAGGAUGUGGUGACAUCAACAAAGAGCAUGAAGUGAGACAGAUUGAGAAGGUGUCAAAGAGAUGUGUAACCCAGGAGAAAUCGAUCCACUGCAGCCGAUUGUUUGUUCUUCCACCUGGAGGAGGGAGGCACAUAAGAACUGUGGUCACAAGAGGAGUCGCUGGUAUUGGAAAAACUGUGUCAGCCAAUAAAUUCACUUUAGACUGGGCAGAGGAGAGGGCAAACACAGAGCUGGAUUUUGUAUUCCUGCUCUCUUUCCGAGAGCUGAACUUGAUGAGAAAGAAAUCCAUGAAUCUUGUGGAGCUCCUCUGCGAGUUUUUCCCCGAAACUAAAGACGUAGAAAUCUUUCACAACUCAACAAACAAAAUGCUCUUUAUCCUGGAUGGUCUGGAUGAGAGUCGUCUGCUCUUGGACUUCAACAAAGGGGAAAUAUUAUCAGAUGUGACAAAGAAAAGUUCAAUUGCAGUCAUUGUCACCAACUUGAUCAGAGGAAGACUGCUUCCGUUGGCUCUAGUUUGGAUCACGUCUCGCCCAGUUGCCUCCAGUCAGAUCCCGGUGGAGUACAUCGAUCUGCUCACAGAGGUGCGAGGGUUUGACAACUCUCAAAAAGAAGAGUACUUCAGGAGGAAAAUCAGCGACAAGAGCUUGGCAAACCGGGUGAUUGCGCAUGUGAAAUCUUGCCGGAGUCUCCACAUCAUGUGCCACAUACCGGUCUUCUGCUGGAUGGCGGCGAAUGUUCUCGAGAAGAAUUUGGCAACAAAAUUCAACAAAGAAACACCAAAGACUCUCACACAGAUGUACAUCCACUUCCUGUCUCUGUAUGCAGACAACAUGAAGAAAAGCCUCUUAGGCAGAAGGAAGUCCAAUGCUGACAGUGUGAGAAAUAACCUCCUUACGUUGGGUAAACUGGCUUUCAAGGAGCUCGAGAAGGGCCACCUGAUCUUCUACGAGAGCGACCUCAUCCUCAAUGGCAUCAAUGUCUCACAGGCAUCCACAUUUUCUGGAGUCUACACGCAGAUCUUCAACGAGGAGAUGACACUGUGCAAGGAGAAGAUGUUCUGCUUUGUGCAUCUGAGCAUUCAGGAGUUCUUUGCAGCGUUGUACGUCUAUCUCACUUUCCACAACGAAAACACCAAUGUCUUGGUCAAGAAGUCGUCCAUAUCACGCCGUCUCCUCUCCAGGGAAUCGUCAGAGCUUAUUCUCUACAAAGAAGCAGUAGAAAAGGCUUUGAAGUGUGAAAACGGGCAUUUUGACAUCUUUCUGCGCUUCCUUUUGGGCCUGUCACUGGAGACCAACCAGGCACUGCUGAAACAUCUGAUGACCAGCAAUCGGACACACCAAAGGACAAGAACUGAAAUCAUUAAACACAUAAAGGAGAGGAUCAAGGAUAGCCAGUCCGCUGACCGCUGCCUCAAUCUGUUUCACUGUCUGAAUGAGCUGAACGACCACUCUCUUGUGGAGGAGAUUAAGGGCUACUUCAGCUCAGGCAUUCUGAACAAUUCAAACCUCUCUCCUGCCCAGUGGGCCACGCUGGUCUUUGUUUUACUGACCUCAGAGGAAGAACUGAGCGUUUUUGACCUGGGGAACUACACCAGGUCAGAGGAGGGGCUUCUGAGAUUGCUGCCUGUGGUUAAAACAGUUCAAGUGGCAAAUUUGAAUGCCUGUAACCUCACUGUGAUGUGCUGUGAACACUUGUCCAACGGCAUCAGCUCGUCCCAACUCAGAGAGCUGGACCUGAGUAAUAACAACCUGACAGAUGCAGGACUGAAGCAGCUGUCUGACGGACUCAAGACCAGCAAACUGGAGACACUCAGACUGAAAAGCUGCAACCUCACAGAGGACAGCUCAGACAGACUGGCUUCCGUCAUCAGCUCUGCCUGUUGCCAGCUCAGAUUCCUGGAUCUCACAGACAAUGACAUUCAGGACUCAGGAGUCAGAAUUUUCUCUACUGGUUUAGGAAGUCCUCACUGUAAGCUGCAACAACUUGUUUUGUCUGGGUGUAGAGUGGCAGAAGAGGGCUGCACUUUCCUGGCAUCUGCGUUGAACUCGUCCCAGCUCAAAAAUCUUGACCUGAGUUUCAACCACCCAGGAAACUCAGGCCUGAUGCUGCUGACGGCUUUGCUGGAGGACCCACACUGCACCCUGGAUACACUCAGUGUGGAGCAGUGCGGUGAAUCCAGGAUCCUGCCUGGGCCAAAGAAAUAUACAAAGAAACUGACCUUGGACCCAAACACUGCGCACAGAGAUUUGACUCUGUCUGAGGGAAACAGGAAGGCUACACGGUGGACCAAGCAGGCGUACCCCGAUCACCCGGAGAGGUUUGAUUUCUGGACUCAGGUGCUGUGUAAAGAGGGACUGACGGGCCGAUGCUACUGGGAGACGGAGUGGUGCGGGAGGGCCUGCAUAGGAGUGACCUACAGACGGAUUUGCAGGAAGGGGGAGGGUCAUGAAUGCUGGAUAGGCAGGAAUGACUUCUCUUGGGGUUUGAACUGCAACAAAGAUGGCUACAGAGUUCUGCAUGGAAGCACGAAUGAAGUUGUUCCAGUUCAAGCCAGCUCCACUAAAGCAGGAGUUUACCUGGACUGGUCCUCAGGAACCCUGUCUUUUUACAGGAUCUCUUGUGGUGAACUCACCCUUCUCCACACCUUCCACACCACCUUCACUGAGCCCGUGUAUCCUGGGUUCCACCUGGCCUGGGUGGACUCAAAGGUGCUAUUGUGCUAA